UUGAUUGUAUUAAUUCAUAACCUAGAAUAAAUUCAAAUUUAUAAAUAUGAUCAAUUUUAGUAACGGCGUUGUGGACGUCGAUGUGUAUAGGAAAAGGGUGCAGAGUUAUUUGAAUCUGCAUUUGUAUCAGGCCGCUCUGUUUUGGGCUGACAAAGUUGUUGCGCUCACUGUGAGCAAUUCCAAAGACGUGUACUGGUUGGCCCAGUGCAUGUUCCAUUUGAAGCAGUACCACCGAGCCGCUCAUCUGCUGAAGAUUCAGAACUUGGACAAAACCGAUAUACUGUGCAACAAUCUAUCUGUGAGAUGCAUGCUGAAGGCGAAUCAGUACAACGAGGCGCUGAAAAUCCUGAACCUGAUGGAUGUGGAUGAGUUCGUGCAGAAUUCAGUCAGGGGCAAUAUGCACGAUUUUGAAUUAUCAGUUUUGAGUCAUCAAAUACAAUCGUCUGUGCUGGUGCUUAGGGGCCAAGUGUUGGAGGCCAUGGAUAACAGGGGGUUGGCGUCGGAGUGCUACAGGAACGCUUUGAAAUGCGAUGUGUUUUGUUACGAGGCGUUCGAGAAUCUUAUCCAGCACAAUAUGCUAUCAGCUAGUGAAGAGGAGGAAUUAUUCGAUUCGCUGCCGAUUUUAGAGCAGUGCAACAAGGAGGAAGCUGAAAUGGUGACGAUAUUGUACAGGAGCAAAAUGAAAAAGUACCACACGCAUCUGGAUGCUAAACCCAUGGUGAUGCCGAAGGUAGUUCUUUCGACGCCUCAGGUGUGCGGCCCGACGUUCGCCGACAGUCCGAAUGUGACGCCGAUGGAAAGUUCUUCGGCGGAGGGUGUCUGCAACAAGCAGGAGAAGAUCACGUUGGAUCACGGGGGGGAGAGCGCACCGUUGAGGAGGCUCGAGGAGAGUUUGGAUUUCGUCGUGUCUCAGGCCGAGCAGCUGUAUUACAAUUGCGAUUAUCAGAGGACGCUCGAGCUGACGGAGAAGAUCUUGCGGCAGGAUCCGUACCACAGCGAUUGUCUCCUGGUGCACAUAUCGUGCUUGGUCGAACUUAAGAAAAGCAACAAAUUAUUCACGUUGGCGCAUAAACUCGUCGAUCUUUAUCCGGAAUUGGCGAUUGCCUGGUACGCGGUCGGAUGCUACUACUACAUAAUAAAUAAGAGUGAUUUGGCGAGAAGGUAUCUCGCGAAGGCCACCAGUUUGGACAAGCUCUUCGGACCGGCGUGGCUCGCUUUCGGACAUUCCUUCGCCAUCGAGAAUGAGCACGAUCAGGCGAUGGCAGCCUACUUCAAGGCUUCUCAACUCAUGAAAGGAUGCCAUCUACCGUUGAUGUACAUAGGUUUAGAAUGCGGUCUGACGAAUAACGUGCAGCUGGCCGAGAAGUUCUUCCAGCAGGCGAACAGCAUCGCCCCGGAUGAUCCCUUCGUCAUCCACGAGAUGGGGGUGAUCGCCCUUCAGAAUAACAAUUUUUCCGUAGCCGAGGGCCACUUCAACAAAGCGCUGAGCAUACUGAACACUAGGAAGUUGACGCCCAUUCCGGAGAGAUGGGCACCGCUGCACAACAAUUUGGGACACGCCCUCCGCAAGCAGAAGAAAUACGACGAAGCCCUCGACCAUCAUCAUCAGGCUCUGGUGCUGAAUCCGAACAACGCGAGCACUUACUCGGCGAUCGCGUUCGUUCACGCCCUCACGAAGAACCUGGACGAAUCGGCGGAUUGGUUCCAUCGGGCUCUCGGUCUGAAACGCGACGACACUUUCAGCUCGACGAUGCUGAACUACGUGAUAGAGCACAUCGCCGAGGAUCAGAUCGCGUAUCCCGGUGCACCGGAUUACAUACCCGAUUACGAUGAACCGCAGGAGGCCGCCCUCAAUGCGGAUGUCGAUCAGGAGGCGGAGUCUACGCGCGACGAGGAGGAGCCUACGCAAUCGGGAAGCAUCAAUCAGACGGCGGACAUGAGCAUGAGCUUAGACAUGGAUGUGUCCGAUUCGACGGCGCUUGCGAAAGAUUAAACAAUAAUCAUCAUCAACAACAACAAUUCAGUUUAAGCGCAACGUUAUACGACAGGUUAUUCCGAUUCAUUCAAUUGUGUCAUUGAGAUAUUUUAAUUUAUUUAAUUUUGUGUUUAAUAUAUACGUA
Nicrophorus vespilloides is the source of this 2120-nucleotide messenger RNA. It is a transcript of the gene Cdc16, whose product is annotated as cell division cycle protein 16 homolog. Gene Ontology annotation, biological process: cell division. The record is from RefSeq and is a predicted model, not a curated record. The transcript has 8 exons. NCBI's taxonomy places the organism in Eukaryota, Metazoa, Arthropoda, Insecta, Coleoptera, Silphidae. The coding region runs from base 47 to 1993 and encodes 648 amino acids. Gene Ontology annotation, molecular function: protein binding.